This is a messenger RNA of Panicum virgatum (switchgrass), 1892 nucleotides long. RefSeq names its product rust resistance kinase Lr10-like. NCBI's taxonomy places the organism in Eukaryota, Viridiplantae, Streptophyta, Magnoliopsida, Poales, Poaceae. The coding region runs from base 288 to 1607 and encodes 439 amino acids. Gene Ontology annotation, biological process: protein phosphorylation. The transcript has 3 exons. Gene Ontology annotation, molecular function: ATP binding; protein kinase activity. The record is from RefSeq and is a predicted model, not a curated record.
CAGGGAGGUUCAUCAGACCCGCCGCAGUCAGCUUCUCCGAUUAGUCAGCAACGGCCGGCUGCCCGGGCCUUUCAUCAAGUCGUAACUGCAUACGUCCUCCUCUUGCUCCUUCCCUGUCAGAGCGGUCACUGGAUGAGCUCGAUGAUUUUUAGCCCUUCAGGCUGCUAGCAGGUACCAGCCAGAGAGCACCUCUCGGCGUUGGAAAGAGGAUCAGACACGGCGGGCGAGGGUGUCAACAGUUCAACACAGGACUGCAAACAAACUUGCAGCCCGGAAGCACCGCAAACAUGGGGAAUGCCGCUGUUGCAAUCAAAGAUGCGAGGGUAGUAGUAGUGAGCGCCCUCAUCAGAAGAUGCCGCGUCGUGAGGAAGAAGAUGAAGAAGAAGAUCGGGAAGAAAAUCAUUAAGGAGAUUGAGAGAUUGAACCGCGAGUCUCAAGCCUGCAAGGCCCUGGAGGACGUGGUGAUCGAGAUCGGGACGGUGGAGAAGUUCCUGAACGACAUCCUAAACGAGAAGCCCAUGCGUUUCAGCCCCGAGCAGCUGGCGGCCUGCACCCGGAACUACUCGUCGGAGCUGGGGUCCGGCGGCUUCGGAGUGGUGUACAAGGGCGACCUGCCGAACGGCCUUCCGGUGGCCGUGAAGGUCCUGAAGGUGUCCAUGAACAAGAAGGUCCAGGAGGCGUUCAUGGCGGAGAUCGGCACCAUCGGCCGGACGUACCACGUGCAUCUCGUCCGGCUCUACGGCUUCUGCUUCGACAGGGACACCAAGGCGCUGGUAUACGAAUUCUUGGAGAUGGGCUCCCUCGAGAAGUACCUCUAUGGCGGCGACGAGGAGGGCACGGCGCCGAGGCUGGAGUGGAGGACGCUGCACAGCAUCGCCGUCGGCACGGCGAAGGGGAUCCGGUACCUGCAUGAGGAGUGCCAGCAGCGGAUCGUGCACUACGACAUCAAGCCGGCCAACAUCCUCCUCACCGGCGACUUCACCCCGAAGGUGGCCGACUUCGGGCUGGCGCGGCUCGGCGAGCGGGAGAACACGCACAUGUCGCUGACCGGCGGCGGGCGCGGGACGCCCGGGUACGCGGCGCCGGAGCUGUGGAUGGCGCUGCCGGCGACGGAGAAGUGCGACGUGUACAGCUUCGGGAUGCUGCUGUUCGAGAUCCUGGGGCGGCGGCGGAACUUCGACCCCUGCGUGGGCGAGAGCAAGGAGUGGUACCCGAGGUGGGUGUGGGAGAAGUACGAGCAGGGCGAGCUGGAGUGCGUCGUGUCCGGUGACGGCAUCGGGGAGGCGGACAGGGACAAGGCGGAGAUGAUGUGCAAGGUGGCGCUGUGGUGCGUGCAGUUCCAGCCGGCGGCGCGCCCGACGAUGAGCAGCGUGGUGCGGAUGCUGGAGGGGGAGAUGGCCAUCGUUCCGCCGGUGAACCCCUUCCACUACGUGAUGGACAGUAGCAGCGGCUCCACGAGCUCGGGGCUGUGGAGCAGCGGCACGUACCAGAGCAGCAGGGACACCACCGGCAGAAACAGCCAGAUGUCAGGGAGCCAUUCUGCCUUACAGCUUGACGCGAUGAUCGAAGAUGUUAAGCGGACUGAUGUGCCGGUGUCAAUGAAAUAGAGCCAGUAGUCCUGUCCACAUUUGUUAGUGUAUUUUACGUCUUGUAAAGUAAGCAGAGCGCACUUCUCUGUGUUUAGUCAUACCUGCAUCUUCAUGCUAUUUUAUUUGACCUUGAACCCCUGCAAGUUGAACUAUAGAUUUCAAGAAAACCGUUAUGGGAUCUCAAGCCACUUCUUUUGUGCAGUUACGGGCCCAAUUAGCCAGCCUAUGUUCAAGUUGUGGCCAACACUGAUUGAGCCGUUGAAAAUAGUUUCUUUAGAUAAUGGAAAAAAUUAUCCGGCUUCA